GCAACAGCAACUGGACGUGUGACGCAGCGUGAGGUUCGGUGCUUGCCUGCCUGCCUGAAACCCCAGCCGGAGCCUGGUUAUCUUCGUCAGAUCUUGACCGAAGAUGCAGUCUUUCACAAGAAAUCUGAGAGGGUCAGAGGGACAUGACUUGAGCACCAACUGCCGUUGGUUGCGCUGUACCUAGCUCGCUCUCUGCUCGCAGCGGAGGAGAUCGACAGAUAGAUCGUCACCUCACUUGCUCUUCUUUUUUGCUUUCCCUUCUGGUGCUGGGGUUUUUUCUCGCCCGUUGAGUCACUUGCAAGGGAGGAGAGAGCAGAGCAGAGGAGGGGGAAAGCCGACGUUGACGCGACGCGUCGUCGUCUAAGCUUGCUGUACCGGAGAGAUUGCACUGCACCGCGCCCAUCUUGCUCCGCUGGCAGCUUCUCCCUCGGCUCGCCUCAACUACCAGCCCGUCCGUUCCAUGGGCGGCGGCGGCGGCGGCACGAGGAGCCGUGGGGACGAGAGGGGAGUCGGCCCCCUGCUUCCGGAGAUGCAGAGCGGCAUGACGCCCCCUCCCGGCGGCUCCAACGGUCACCACCACCGCCGGCAGCAGGUUUCCGCCAUGGAGUCCGGCGGCGACGCGCCGGGGGCGGCGGCGAGGCGGCGCUUCAACUGGAAGGCGCCGGCGAUCGUCCUAGUGUUCGAGCUGCUGGAGAGCAUCGCCUUCUCCGGCGUGGCGCUGAACCUGGUGGUGUACCUGGCCACGGUGCUGCACGGGAGCACCGCCUUCAACGCCGCCCACGUCGACACCUGGAACGGCACCACCUUCAUCGUCCCCGUCAUCGGCGCCUUCCUCGCCGACAGCUACUGGGGAAAGUACCGGACCAUCCUCGCCUCCAUCGCCUUCUACCUUGUGGGCUUGGUGCUGCUCACCGUGUCCGCGGCGGUCCCGUCGCUGCGGCCCGGGACCGCGUGCCAGAUGGGGGCGUCCUGCGCGCCGGCGACCAAGACCCAGUUCUCCGUCUUCUUCGCGGCGCUCUACCUGACCUCCAUCGGCACGGGCGGGGUCAAGUCGGCGCUGCUCCCCUUCGGCGCCGAGCAGUACGACGACGACGCCGAGCGGCCUGAGCGGAAGCAGGCCUUCUUCAGCUGGUUCUUCGCCGCCAUCAACCUCGGCAUCUUCAUCGCCGGCACGCUCAUCUCCUGGCUGGAGCAGAACGUGGCGUGGGCGCUCGGAUUCGGCGUCGGCACGGCCUGCCUGCUCGUCGCCGCGCUCGCCUUCGUCGCCGGCACACCCUGGUACCGGGUGCAGAUGCCCACGGGGAGCCCGCUCAAGGACAUCAUCCGGGUCCUCGUCGCCGCCUUCAGGAAGCGCAGGGUGAGGCUGGAACUGGAGGACGGCGCCGCGGCGCCACUGCACGAAGACGACGACGCCAAGGACGAGCAGCAGCUGGCGCGCACCAAGGGGCUGCGGUGCCUGGACAGGGCCGCCGUGAUCGUGAAGGGGGAGGCGGCGGCGGAGGGCGCGUGGUCGCUGUGCACGGUGAGCGAGGUGGAGGGCGUGAAGAUCCUGGUGCGGAUGCUGCCCAUCUGGGCGACGUGCGUGCUGUACGCGGCGUCGCUGGGGCAGAUGACCACCACCUUCAUCCAGCAGGGGAUGGCCAUGGACGCGCGGGUCGGGGGCCGGUUCAAGGUGCCCGUGGCGUCGCUGGUGUCCGUGGAGGUGGUGUUCAUGCUGCUGUGGGUGGCGCUGCACGACGCCGCCGUCAUCCCGCUGGCGCGGCGGGUGACGGGCCGCCCCGGCGGGCUGACGCAGCUGCAGCGGAUGGGCGUGGGGCGGUUCCUGGUGGUGCUGGCGCUGGGGACCGCCGCGCUGGUGGAGCGGCGCCGGCUCCGCGGCGUCAGCGCCGGCGGGGCGGCGAUGAGCAUCGUGUGGCAGGUACCGCAGUUCGUGCUGGUGGCGGGCUCCGACGUGUUCUGCGGCAUCGCGCAGCUGGAGUUCUUCUACGGGGAGGCCCCCGCGGCGAUGCGCAGCAUCUGCUCCGCCUUCUCGUUCCUGGCGCUGUCGCUGGGGUUCUACGUGAACUCGCUGGUGGUGACGCUGGUGGCCGCCGCGACGGGGCGGCCCGGGUGGCUGGCGCCGGACCUCAACGCCGGCCACCUCGACUACUACUUCUGGCUCUGGACCGUCAUCAGCGUCGCCAACCUGCUGCUCUACAUGGUGCUCGCCGCCCGGUACACGCCCAAGCAGGUCGCCGCCGCCGUGGAGCCGGCGACGAGUGAUUAAAAAAUUGGGCUGGGCGCGUCGAUCCAGCACAGCGAGUCCAGCAGCCGCCCGAUCCGGGCGCUUACUAUACAGACAGCCGAGACAGUCAGUCAGUCAGUCAGUCAGAUGGAAAGCCUAGGCAGCGAGUGAAUGUUCUGAGUAGGAUACACCACUACACCAUACUACAGUACAGUAGUAACAUGCAUGUUCCCCAAUUAACCGUUCUGUGAGAUCUAAUCGUGAGUUCGCAACACUGUUAGCAGACUAGCACCAUCAUCAUUUUGUACAAGUGAUCCAAGCAGUUAGUGUCGUUACAUUGAGA
Panicum hallii is the source of this 2567-nucleotide messenger RNA. RefSeq names its product protein NRT1/ PTR FAMILY 8.3-like. Gene Ontology annotation, molecular function: transmembrane transporter activity. The record is from RefSeq and is a predicted model, not a curated record. NCBI's taxonomy places the organism in Eukaryota, Viridiplantae, Streptophyta, Magnoliopsida, Poales, Poaceae. Gene Ontology annotation, biological process: transmembrane transport. The coding region runs from base 461 to 2266 and encodes 601 amino acids. Gene Ontology annotation, cellular component: membrane. The transcript is spliced from 5 exons.